Messenger RNA from Bactrocera latifrons, 1245 nucleotides. RefSeq names its product odorant receptor 7a-like. The record is from RefSeq and is a predicted model, not a curated record. Bases 1 to 1245 code for a protein of 414 amino acids. The transcript is spliced from 4 exons. NCBI's taxonomy places the organism in Eukaryota, Metazoa, Arthropoda, Insecta, Diptera, Tephritidae. Gene Ontology annotation, molecular function: odorant binding; olfactory receptor activity. Gene Ontology annotation, cellular component: plasma membrane. Gene Ontology annotation, biological process: detection of chemical stimulus involved in sensory perception of smell; sensory perception of smell.
AUGGCCAACGCAACAUCCAGUACAGUCCAUUUGGAAGCAAGCAUUGCAGCGCUAAGCCGAGCAGCAGAGACGACGGAUAAGCCAGCAGUGCGCACCGUACAAGCAACCAACUAUCUUUUCAAAGGAUUUCGCUUGCUGGGCAUUUACAUGCCUGAACGUCGUAAAUGGCUUUACUCACUAUACUCUCUCAUACCGAAUACUCUGGUAACCAUUUGGUUGCCGCUAUCGUUCGUCUUCAGUUAUGCUACCAUGUCCACUGAAGACUUGGUGCCGAGCAGCUUGCUCACCUCCAUUCAAGUGGCUAUAAACGUGAUUGGUUGUUCGGUAAAAAUAGUGGUCAUGGCUUUUUUGCUGCCAAAAUUGCGCAUCGCAAACGUUUAUAUGGAUCGUUUGGAUGCACGCUGUCGCGUUGAAGAAGAAAUCGCUGAGUUGCGAAAAAUUGUUCAACAGGGUAAUCGUUUCGUCGUACUCUUCGCCAUGUCAUACUGGAGUUAUGCGUCGAGCACAUUCCUCGGCUCGGUCAUUUUUGGACGACCGCCUUAUGCUUUGUACAAUCCCGUUAUUGACUGGCGCAAGUCAAAGCUGGAGUUCAUAACAGCAUCGCUCAUGGAAUUCGCACUCAUGGAUGUCGCCUGCUUUCAACAGGUUGUGGACGACUCUUAUGCCGUCAUUUAUGUGUGCAUACUGCGUACGCAUAUGCGUAUUUUAUUGAUGCGCCUCAAAAGGUUGGCCACCAAUGCCGAAACGAAUUUGGAGGAGAAUUUAGAAGAAUUGAAGCUUUGUAUAAUUGAUCAUAAGAACCUGUUAGGGCUCUACGACGUUGUAGCGCCCAUAAUUUCCGUUACAAUCUUUAUACAGUUCAUGAUCACCGCUAGCAUACUGAGCGCCACGCUCAUCAACAUCUUCAUAUUCGCCGAUCGGCUGUCGGCGCAGAUCGCAUGCUGUUUCUACAUACUGGCGGUCGUUGUUGAGAUAUUUCCGCUAUGCUACUUUGCGCAGUGUCUCAUGGACGACAGCGAACGCUUGUCGCAACAGAUAUUUCACUCCAAUUGGAUUGCACAGGAUGUGCGUUUUAGAAAAAUGCUGGUUUUCUUUAUGCAGCGCACGCAACGUGUGAUGGAACUCAAUGCGGGCAAAAUAUUCCCCAUAACGCUGGGCAGUUUUCUUAAUAUCGCAAAGUUCUCUUUCUCAUUGUACACGCUAAUCAAGAAAAUGGGCAUUAGAGAGCGUUUGGGACUGGAGUAG